GCUGGGGGGGAGCUGGGGCGCCACUUGCCAGCGGACCACCUGCCAGGGGCGGAGGGUUGCUGCGGGGGGCACCCACCGCGGGCCUCGCUCACCCAGCCCACCUGGGCUGUCCUCAGAGGCUAAGCCGGGUUCCUGCCGUCUUUCGCUGUAUCCUUACAACCCUAGGAGACAGAGGCCCGGGAGCCAUGGGCGACUGGGGCUUCCUUGAGAAGCUGCUAGACCAGGUCCAGGAGCACUCGACCGUGGUGGGCAAGAUCUGGCUGACGGUCCUCUUCAUCUUCCGCAUUCUCAUCCUGGGCCUGGCCGGCGAGUCGGUGUGGGGUGAUGAGCAGUCGGAUUUCGAGUGUAACACGGCCCAGCCAGGCUGCACCAACGUCUGUUACGACCAGGCCUUCCCCAUCUCCCACAUCCGCUACUGGGUGCUGCAGUUCCUCUUCGUCAGCACGCCCACCCUGGUCUACCUGGGCCACGUCAUCUACCUGUCCCGGCGCGAGGAGCGGCUGCGGCAGAAGGAGGGGGAGCUCCGGGCACUGCCGGCCAAGGACCCACGCGUGGAGCGGGCGCUGGCAGCCAUAGAGCGACAGAUGGCCAAGAUCUCGGUGGCGGAGGACGGCCACCUGCGGAUCCGCGGGGCGCUGAUGGGCACCUAUGUGGCCAGCGUGCUCUGCAAGAGCGUGCUGGAGGCGGGCUUCCUGUACGGCCAGUGGCGUCUCUAUGGCUGGACCAUGGAGCCCGUCUUUGUGUGCCAGCGCUCACCCUGCCCCUACCUCGUAGACUGCUUUGUCUCUCGCCCCACGGAGAAGACCAUCUUCAUCAUCUUCAUGCUGGUGGUCGGACUCAUCUCCCUGGUGCUCAACCUGCUGGAGCUGGCGUACCUGCUAUGCCGCUGCCUCAGCCGGGGGCUGAGGGCCCGGCAGCGCCAGGACGCACCCCCAGCCCCGGGCACCUCCUCGGAGCCUUACACCGACCAGGUCUUCUUCUACCUCCCCAUGGGCGAGGGGCCCUCGUCCCCGCCGUGCCCCACCUACAACGGCCUCUCGUCCAGUGAGCAGAACUGGGCCAACCUGACUACGGAGGAGAGGCUGGCUUCUUCCAGAGGCCCCCUUUUCCUGGACCCACCCCCCCAGACUGGCCGGAAAUCCCCCAGUCGCCCCAGCAGCUCUGCUUCCAAGAAACAGUAUGUGUAAGGGCCUGGGGCUUCCAUCACCCUGCAGCGGGGCCUGGGAAGUCUUGCUGCCUUUUAAUGCAAGGUUCCACAGAGAUGGCUGGGGGAGACAGGUGCUGGCUGGCCAGAGAGCCUCCUUGCAUGUUGUUCUUGACACCUGCGUCCUUCCUAGUGACCAGAGAGCACCAGACCUUCCCCCUCCAGAAUGUGGCUUUGUCCCAGGCACGGACAGAGCCAGCGUGGGGUGCUCUUGGCCAACGGUGUUUGGGCCCUUUGGUCUUUUUCACCUGGUUCAGAGGGACUCGGAGACAACUUACCCCACCCCCACCUCCGUGGCAGAUUCACCUCCACCCAGGUUGUCCACACACCCUGUCCUCUCAGUAAAGGCUGGUGGAGGCUGCUGGGUCAGCCUUGAUCACACACACACACACACACACACAGCCUGUGCUGGAUCUGGCCCUGUCAAGGGGAGUGGGGUCUUGCUCUCAUCACUCCUUCCUACUUCCACUGUUUAUCCUUCUAAAAUAAACAGGACUUGAUCACAAGUGAGGUGUGUGUUGAUACUGUCACGAUGUACCUUGGCAUGUAGGGUUGAAGAACAGUUGCUUUGCCCAGGGUUCCUUGCCUGUGCCUUUGGACUCUGCAAUCCCAACACCAGCCAGCGCUUUAAACCCUCAAACUCCUACGUACCACCUCUCAGCAGCUCUGAGUCCUGAACUCUCUGCCUUCUGAAAUGCCUCAGCACCAGCCUCUUCUUUCCAUCCUCACUGUCCCAGCCCCUUCAACCUGUCCAUUAAUCAGUGGCCUAACCAGUGUCUGUUCUCCUCCUGCCCCCUGGCCAUCCAGCGCCCCGGCCAUGCUCCCCACUGCAGUGUGCUUCCUUACUGGGCACUGCUCCUCACCUGCCCUGGGCUUCCCUGGUGGCUCAGAGGGUAAAGAAUCUGCCUGUAAUGUGGGAGACUCAGGUUCAGUCCCUGGGUCAGGAAGAUCCCCUGGAGAAGGGAAUGGCAACCCAUUCUAGUAUUCCUGCCUGGAGAAUCCCAUAGACUGAGGAGCCUGGCGGGCUACAGUACAGGGGGGUUGCAAAAAGUUGGACGUGACUGAGCAAUUAACACUCUUCACCUGCCUGCCAGCCAAGCCCUUCCGAGUCUGGCUCAAGUGGCCCUGCAGCCCUUGGUAUUUGGGGAGGCAGGUGUAGACCACUUACCCCUGCUGCCUUGGCCCCUUCUGUCUGCCCACCAGAAGGAGCAACUUAAGGACUGCACCAUACCUCCUCCCCAUGCACCUAAAACUCAGAACAGACAGUGGUCAUGUAGACAGGUGCACGGAGCUGUCAAGGUCCAUUGGAGGAAUGGAAUCUUGACUCUGAGUCACAAAGGUCUCAGGGGAAAAAAAUAUGCAAUUGAACUGGGUCUUGACAGAUAAAAUAGAAGUCUACCAUGAAGGGAAGAGGAUGUCUUAUUUAGACAGAAAAUUGUGCACAGGCAUGGAGGAGGGGAACUGCUGAGGAUUAAGGGGGCUGCCCAGGGCCUGAUGAGCCAUGUGGGAUGUGGGAGGUAAACUGAGGAUGAGUCCAUGCUGGCAGAGUUGACCUUCUAUGUGGAAGCUGACCCAGAUGGAACACUCGGUGGCCCUUGAAGGAAGCUGGUUGUCUCCCCUACCCAGGGAGGUAUGGGGCUGGGCUUUUAGGAGGGAGUGGGGUCCAUCUCACAUGGCCACAUGCAGGGGAGCAGCUUGGCCCUGUCCCAGCAGGACAGGUAGCUCCUGUCAAGGUAGGGGACUUGGAAGAUAGGUAGGUCUUCAAAGCACCAGCUCUGUAUCCUUGACCCCAGGGUUCACUCACUCACUGCUUACCAGCAAGUCUGAUGCUCAGCCUGAUAAGUUACACUCCACUCUUCUCACUUUGGUUCUCCUUGUUCCCUCUGAAUUCCCUGAGAUUCAAUCAGACCAGCCCCCUCACGGUUCCCCAGACUCACUGGGUCGGUUCUCACCCUGUUCCUUUGCCAGCCUAGAGUGCCUCUUCCCCAACACUUCCAAAUCCCACCAGUCCUUUAAACACAUCUGUACCCUUUAAACACAUCUGUACCCCAAAAAGGCAGAGCCUGAAUGCAGAAGAAAGAGUAAGAUGAGCUUUGAUGUUAGAGAGUCCUCAGUUUAAAUAAGGCCUCUAAGACACAAAAAGCCAUGUGGUUUUAAUCAUUUAAUUUCUCCAAGUCUCAGUUUUCUCAACUAUAAAAUGCAGAUAAUAUUGCCUGCCUCACAGGUAUGAGAAAUAAAAAUAAGAGAGAGAACAUGAUUGCACCUGGCUCCUAAUGUCAUGCAAUAAUACUCAGCUCACCCUCUCCAGCAAGAUUAGCAUUGGUUCUUCCUCCUCCAGGAAGCCCUUCCUGACUUCUCCAGCCAGUCUCCAGUGAUGGAGACUACCUUUCAGCAAUCUGGACCGCUGCUUGGUAUGAGCCUAUUUCACACACUCUCCACCCCAUGGAGUCCCUAAGGAUCGCUGGGGUGAUGCUCUGAAGUCACUGCAGGCCUAGACCUGCAUUCACUUUGACUAUGAAAGGAGGAAUUCAGUUAGACUGGGCAGAAAGCACACCAUUCACGCGUUAGAAGACUCCAGGAGGCUGAAGUCCCCUUCAAGGGAUCCUUGCCUUCUUGAAACCAAGGAAA
Molecule: messenger RNA, 3832 nt
Organism: Dama dama (fallow deer)
Lineage: Eukaryota; Metazoa; Chordata; Mammalia; Artiodactyla; Cervidae
Gene: GJA4
Product: gap junction protein alpha 4
Exons: 2
Coding region: 186-1187 (333 amino acids)
Biological process (GO): cell communication
Cellular component (GO): connexin complex
Source: RefSeq, a predicted model, not a curated record